AUGGCUUCGAACAAUGGAAUCCCACCGCCUCCGACGGGGAACGAGGGAAGCCACUUUCUCUGUCUUACAAUCCUCGGUUACCGCAGGCCAGACCUCACCGAGGACCAGUACCGACACCACAUGACCAAGGUUACUGCACCGAUGACCAAGGAUUUGAUGGUUAAAUAUGGGAUUAAACGUUGGACCAUGAUUCACAACACUGCCCAAACACGCGAAAUGAUGGAGCAAUUCCUUGACCCACAAAUGGUCAAUAUCGCUGAUUACGAUUGCUUCAGCCAGGUCGUGUUCAAGAGCACUGAUGAUUACAAGAAGCUAAAGGAGGACCCGUGGUAUAAAGAGCACUUGUCUAAUGACCAUGAAAACUUUGCCGAUACGAAGAAGAGCCAAAUGACUAUCGGGUGGAUUACGGAAUUCGUUAGAGACGGCGUAGCUGUCGACGGAAUGAAGGCCUGA
This is a messenger RNA of Clonostachys byssicola, 453 nucleotides long. NCBI's taxonomy places the organism in Eukaryota, Fungi, Ascomycota, Sordariomycetes, Hypocreales, Bionectriaceae. The record is from the annotation of a GenBank genome assembly.